AUGUUAAGGAUUCUAGAAAGGGUCGCUGGGCCCAACACUGGUAAUGGGAGCCGAGGGUCGAUUUCUGAGAGACUCCGAUCGAAUGGAGCUGAGAUCUUCAAGGAUAUCGCAGAAGUAGCACCGAAUGUGGCCGAAUAUUGGUUGGAGGCCACCAAAAGGAUAAUGGACGACCUGGAUUGCACUUUCGAGCAAAAACUGAAAGGAGCAAUGUCGCUGCUGCAAGAGGAAGCCUACAAGUGGUGGCUUACCGUGAAAGAGGGCACUCAGCCUGACCGGAUAACCUGGGAGUUCUUCAAAUCGACAUUUCAAGGGACAUAUGUGGGUGAAAGCUAUGUGGAUGCCCGGAGGAAGGAAUUCUUGAACUUGACUCAAGGAGACCGAUCUGUGGUGGAGUGCGAGGCAGAAUUCUUACGACUCAAUCAGUAUUCUAAGGGAAUAGUGGCAAUAGAUUAUGAACGUUAUGUUCGAUUCAAAGACGACCUCAAAGACAGUCUUCGGGUACUGAUUGCUUCUCAAAGGGAGUGGGAUUUCGCAGCAUUAGUAGAGAAAGAAAAAAUUGCUGAAUAUGUAAAGCGCAUUGAGCACCUAAAUCGGGAAAGAGAGAGGGGCAAAAAUAAAAGGGAUUUUGAGCCCUCCAAUAGCGAUCAGAGGCCUAAGAGAAGGGCCAAAGUGGAUGGGCCGGUCAGAGCGGGACCCAUUGUUGCUACUACUGGGUUACCACCAUGUGUUAUUUGUGGAAAAGGUCAUGCCAGAGAGUGCUGUAGGAGAACAGGAGCCUGUUUGAGUUGUAGUUCCAUAGAGCAUCAUCUUGGAGAGUGUCCCGGAAGACUGGACCAGAGGCAAGUCUUUGGUAGAGGUAAUGUACAGCCAUCGAGGGGUAGGCAGCAGCCGCCUAGAGGCUGUGGUCAGGCCAGUGGUGGAAACAGUUUGCGUCAUGGAGUGCUGGAAAGAGGUGCUAAUCAUACUGAGGUGAGGCAGCCAGCUUUGGUAGGCAAAUACUGGUAUGUACUUUACCCACAGUAUGUUAUUUACCUAGUUUAG
Gossypium arboreum is the source of this 1041-nucleotide messenger RNA. RefSeq lists its product as uncharacterized. Bases 1 to 1041 code for a protein of 346 amino acids. NCBI's taxonomy places the organism in Eukaryota, Viridiplantae, Streptophyta, Magnoliopsida, Malvales, Malvaceae. The record is from RefSeq and is a predicted model, not a curated record. The transcript has a single exon.